CUGAUUGGCAUUGCUCUAGGCCGACAUCUUAGUUUUCGGUCGGCAUUUUGCUGCUUGUCAGUGUUUUUCUUUUAUUGUGAUAAUUGCAAAUUUGCAAUACGAAUAUUUUUCCCGGCGAUUAAUACAUAUAUUGUAAGACGGUGUUUUUUGUUUAACUUACAUGCAAUUUUCACUUGCACGCCACGCAAACGAAAAAGAAUAUUCCAGAUAGGCGCAAAAACUUUUACGGCACAACGAAGCUUACGAGAUGAGUGCACAGCCGAGUCCCUGCAUGAAUCCCCAGCAACAACAGCCUACCGAGCAGGAAAAGGUUUAUCAAUGGAUAAACGAGUUGGCGCAUCCGGAUACAAGAGAGACGGCCUUGCUGGAGCUGAGCAAGAAGCGUGAAACGGACUUGGCACCGAUGCUGUGGAACAGUUUUGGCACCACUUGCGCCCUGCUUCAAGAAAUUGUCAACAUCUAUCCAUCGAUAAUGCCACCGACACUGACGGCGCAUCAAUCGAAUCGAGUGUGCAAUGCGUUGGCGUUGCUGCAGUGCGUCGCCUCGCAUCCGGAGACGCGAACAGCGUUCUUGCAGGCGCAAAUCCCAUUGUAUUUGUAUCCAUUUCUCUCGACCAUUUCGAAGACGCGGCCCUUUGAAUAUCUGCGCUUGACCAGCUUGGGUGUGAUUGGUGCGCUGGUGAAAACGGAUGAGCAGGAGGUGAUUACGUUUCUGCUGACCACCGAAAUUGUGCCACUGUGUUUGACCAUUAUGGACAGCGGUUCGGAGCUGAGCAAAACCGUCGCCACGUUCAUCAUUCAAAAGAUCUUGUUGGACGAAUCGGGAUUGUCGUACAUUUGUCAAACCUAUGAGCGUUUCUCUCAUGUGGCCAUUACGCUGGGUAAAAUGGUUAUACAACUGGCUAAAGAUCCUUGUGCGCGCCUCUUGAAACAUGUUGUACGUUGCUAUCUUCGACUCUCUGACAACACACGUGCCCGCAAAGCACUUGGCCAAUGUCUGCCCGAUCAGCUGCGCGAUGGCACAUUCACACAGUGCCUGCAAGAUGACAAAUCCACUAAGCAAUGGCUGCAGAUGCUCAUCAAGAAUCUAGAGUUGGGCGCCGCACAGCCGCCAGGCGCUGAUCCCCGUCAAAUUGGCAUGUCCCCACUGGGCUCCUAGACUGUACAUAUGUAUAUCAUCAUCAACAUCCCAAACAAGAGAGAGAGAUAAAGUGAGAGAGAGAGAAAGAGAGUUGAGAGUAUAUCUCAACCCCAAAUACACUACUUAUUACUGCCCAGACUCUAUCUAAACAAAACAAAAAAACCAAAACACAUACUAGCAGUUAAGCAUUGUUUGGUUAAUUAUUAAGUGUCCUCCACCCCAAGCCCUGCCCUGCGUCCGCACUGCUGCUGCGAUAGUUAAUAAAUUAUAUUAUGAUCUUAGGUUCUAAGAACUUUGUUAAUUCGAAUAGAGCUUUGCAUAUAUAACAAAUUCAUACAAAACAAACAAACAAACAAAACACUAAAAUACUAUCGAAACAAUACUGUUGCUCUUUCCAAAUACCAUUUACAAGUCCUUAGCUGUAAUUACACCUAAUUACAAUAUAAAUAUAUUAAUGUAUAUUAAC
Drosophila nasuta is the source of this 1607-nucleotide messenger RNA. It is a transcript of the gene Rcd-1, whose product is annotated as Required for cell differentiation 1. Gene Ontology annotation, cellular component: CCR4-NOT complex. Lineage: Eukaryota; Metazoa; Arthropoda; Insecta; Diptera; Drosophilidae. The record is from RefSeq and is a predicted model, not a curated record. The coding region runs from base 248 to 1159 and encodes 303 amino acids. The transcript has 5 exons. Gene Ontology annotation, biological process: mRNA catabolic process.